Messenger RNA from Hemicordylus capensis (graceful crag lizard), 1855 nucleotides. RefSeq lists its product as uncharacterized. The transcript has 2 exons. The record is from RefSeq and is a predicted model, not a curated record. NCBI's taxonomy places the organism in Eukaryota, Metazoa, Chordata, Lepidosauria, Squamata, Cordylidae. The coding region runs from base 369 to 1196 and encodes 275 amino acids.
ACCUGCUGCGAGAUGUUGGUGCUGUGGAACCUUUAGGGAACAUGACCAUAGCACGAUCAAAUUCAGCAUACAUGCGGGGAGAGAAUCACCAUGGAAGUCUAACACAGAUACUUUGAAUUUCAGAAGAGGAAACUUCUCUAAAAUGAGGAAUUUGAUGAUAAGAAAACUGAAAGGGAAAAUCAGGAGAGUCACUUUCUCCAGAAUGCAUGGAGUUUACUUAAAACCACAAUACUAACUGUAGAAGCCAAGUUAGAAUGGCUAACAGAUAAAGUCAAGGAAGCUGUAAAGGGGAAGAAGACUUCCUUCAGAAAUUGGAAGGCCUGCUCAAAUGAAGAGAACAGAAAGGAACACAAACUCUGGCAAAAGAAAUGCAACGUGACAAUAAGGCAAAAAGAGUGUUUGAGGGACAUUUAGCUAAAAGCAUCAAGGGGAAUAACAAAAACUUUUUCAAAUACAUCAGAAGCAAGAAACGUGCCAAGGAGGUGCUUGGUAUCUGGAGGGUAAGAUUGACAGGUUGUUUUAAAAGUGAUGUAGAUAGGCUAUACCUCCCUCGCAGCUCAGGUGGAAGAGGAAUGCUGCAAGUCCAUCAAACAGUAGAGGAGGAGAAAAGAGGCAUUGAAGAAUAUAUCAAGGACAGUGAAGAAGAUGCACUUAAAAUGGUCAAUAACAAGAAACUAUUCAACACCAAUGAAACAAAGCAGGCCUACAAGAAAGAACAAGUCAAGAACCGAGCAGAAAAAUGGAAAAAUAAGCCACUGCAUGGUCAAUAUUUGCACAAUAUAAGUGGAAAAUCAGACAUCACUAAGACCUGGCAAUGGCUUAAGAAUGGCAACUUGAAGAAAGAAACAGAGGUUUUAAUAUUGGCUGCACAAGAACAGGCACUAAGAACAAAUGCAAUAAGAGCAAAAGUCAAAAAAUCAACAACAAACAGCAAGUGCCGCCUUUGUAAAGAAGGAGAUGAAACAGUGGACCACCUAAUCAGCUGUUGUAAAAAGAUCGCACAGACUGACUACAAACAAAGGCAUGACAAGGUAGCAGGGAUGAUACUCUGGAACAUCUGCAAAAAGUACAAGCUACCUGUAGUCAAAGAUUGGUGGGACCAUAAAAUUGAAAAGGUUGUAGAAAAUGAAGAUGCAAAAAUAUUAUGGGACUUCCGACUACAAACAGACAAACAUCUGCCAAUACACCAGAUAUAACUGUAGUCGAGAAGAAAGAAAAACAAGUUAAAAUAAUCAACAUAGCAAUACCAGGGGAUAGCAGAACAGAAGAAAAAGAAAUAGAAAAAAUCACAAAAUACAAAGAUCUACAAAUUGAAAUUGAAAGGCUGUGGCAGAAGAAGACCAAAAUAAUCCCAGUAGUAAUUGGCACCCUAGGUGCAAUUCCAAAAGGCCUUGAAGAGCACCUCAGUACUAUAGGGGCCACAGAAAUCACCAUCAGCCAAUUACAAAAAACAACUUUACUGGGAACAGCCUAUAUUCUGCAACGAUAUCUAUAAUAAUAACAACAUUGAUAAUAAAAUUCAGCCAUCUCAGGUCAUUGGGAAGGACCCGAUGUCUAGAUAAAACAAACCAGUCAAUAACACCUGUUUGACUGUGUAAACAAGAAAUAAUAAACUUUGUUAGCCACCCCAUAACAAAUUGUUCUUUGGGCGGCUCACAACACAACAAUGAAGUGUCCACAUUAGUAAAAGCAAUCAGUUUAAUGUGGAUAGAGGUUUCAUCUUGGGUUACUUUAUAUGUCAGAUGUUUUCAGAUAAUGUUCAUUCAUUCUGUCUUCUAAGCAGACAGGUGUUUCUCUUGUUCAACUGGUUAAAAUGACACAAUGAUGUCAUACUUAUUAAACAAGGUUUUCUUCA